Molecule: messenger RNA, 3204 nt
Organism: Astyanax mexicanus (Mexican tetra)
Lineage: Eukaryota; Metazoa; Chordata; Actinopteri; Characiformes; Acestrorhamphidae
Product: tyrosine-protein kinase receptor TYRO3
Exons: 15
Coding region: 318-2966 (882 amino acids)
Biological process (GO): cell surface receptor protein tyrosine kinase signaling pathway; protein phosphorylation; axon guidance
Cellular component (GO): plasma membrane; neuron projection
Molecular function (GO): ATP binding; transmembrane-ephrin receptor activity; protein binding
Source: RefSeq, a predicted model, not a curated record
UGAGGAGCAGACGGAGAAAGAGAGAGAGAGAGAGAGAGAGAGAGAAAGAGAGAGAGAGAGAAAGAGAGAGGGAAAGAGAGCGAGAGAGCAGAACUUCCCUCUCAACACCAACACACGACAUCAGUGUGUUGAAAUCUCCUCAGACUGGUUAGUUAAAGGCUGAGAGACACCAUGCCGCUGGAUUUGCUGGAGGUGGUUGUGGUCAGAGGGACGCUGUUAACAGGUGGGCUGUAACCCUCAGGGGGUCAGUCCUCUCUCAGCCUGAGGAACCUCAGUUCUGCUCUCUCUCUCUCACAGACACUGACUGAGGGAGAGACAUGGACCUGAAAAUGAGUUUACUGAAGAUGUUUUUCUUAUUUACACUGUUAUGUUUGGUCACAUCUGAGCAAAUUACUCCGAUUAAAGAGGAGAUACUGGAUUCUACCUCACAGAGAGAGUUAAGUUGGACUUCCACACCAUCAAAAGCUUGGCAAGAAAUAACGAUGAAACUGGGACAGGAUACAGCACAUACUGUCUAUCAAAGCUGUGAUCCUAAAUCUAAAAACCAACCAAGAACACUAUGGACUAACUGGCUACCAAGGAAUGAUGCUCAUGAGCUCCUGCUGGACUUGCAGUUUGCUCAAGAUGACCAAACACCUGUUAUCAUCCAGGUACUGGAGUCUGAUGCACCUUUGGUGAAGCUUAACUCAGGACAAGAGAGGAAUGAGGCAGUAGCUCCAAGUGCGUUUGCUCUGAAAGGAACUUUAAACCUUAAAGAUGUGGAGGAACACUUGCAUCAUGCUGAGAACCGUAACCUGGGAAUUAUCUCAAGACAGGGCUUCUAUCUGGGUUUCACCUACCGCGGAUCAUGCAUGUUCAUUUCCUCCGUGCGGCUCUUCUACACGAAAUGCCCAGGCUUGGUGGAGAACCAUGCCAGCUUUGGGGAAGCGUCAGCAGGAUCAGGCAUGAGCAGAGGUCAAUGUGUGGACGGAGCUGAAGAGCGUUCUGCACCAAUGAGAGAGUGUCACUCGAACGGAACGUGGAGUGAUCUGCAAGGGUCGUGUGUCUGCAGAGCUGGUUAUCAGUCGGAAGGGAACAUUUGUACAGCUUGUAAGGUGGGCAGUUACAAGCCUGCCAAUGAUAGCGGAGAAUGCAGACCUUGCCCGGCCAAUAGCAGAACACUCUCUGAAGGUGCAUCGGAGUGUGAUUGUGAAGAGGGACACGGCCGUCUACAAAGUGACCCACCACACGUAGGCUGUACAAGACCACCAACUGCACCACUAAAUCUUACCAUCCAUCAGCUGAGUGACACAGCGCUGAUUCUGAGCUGGGCGGCUCCUGCAGAUCUUGGUGGAAGAGUGGAGGUGCUGUAUGAUGUGGAGUGCAGGCAGAACACAGGACAGACUCGUGAUCCAUGGCAGCCGUGUGGGAAUUCUACCUUUAUUCUCCCACAGCCCACAGGACUGACUGAGACAGUGGCCAACAUUACUGGACUGCACGUGAAUGUGAACUACCAGUUCUCCGUCAGAGCAACCAACCGUAUUUCUGCUCAACUGGACAGUUCAGGAUCUGUACAGUCCAUUACUGUGUUGAAGACCCCGGUACAAAUCCCUCCUGCUCCUGUAGCAACGGCCCAUUUCCAGGUGAAGGAGGAGAAGUGGAACAUGGCUCCUAUGAUUGCAGGUGUUGUGAGUGGAGUACUGCUGCUGCUGGCACUCAUACCAGCUGCCUACUGCUUUUUGCGCCGUGGUUACAGCAAACUCAGAGGAGAUCAUGAUGCAGAGCUCGUGCCACUGCAAACUCCUGUUGUAUCAUACCGUCGCACUGAGGACCCAGAGACUGCAACUCCACAAGAAACCAACAGUGCAUUUCAGGUGUUAGACGGUGCAAGUGAGCGGCUGCUGUGUGGGAUCAGAGAUGUGCUGGUGGAUCGUAGCAGACUGACGCUGGGCAAGGAGCUGGGCAAAGGGGAAUUCGGGGCGGUCUAUGAGGGUGUAUUUUCUCGUCAAGAGGGAGAGAAUAUUAAAGUGGCAGUGAAGACCAUGAGAGUUGGAAUUUACAGCCACGAUGAUCUGCAGUCGUUCCUGAAGGAAGCUGAGAUCAUGCAGCACUUUGACCAUGAAAACGUGGUGAAACUUCUAGGUGUCACUCUGGAGAGAGAGGAGGAUUCCUCUAUUCCUGUUCCUCUGGUCAUUCUGCCAUUCCUGAAACACGGGGACCUGCGGCGGUUUCUUAUAGCAACCCGCUAUGGAGACAUUCCCAUGUUUGUGCCUCAUCAAAGCCUCCUGCGCUUCAUGGUCGACAUUGCCACAGGCAUGGAAUAUCUCAGCUCCAAGGGCUUCCUGCACAGAGAUCUAGCAGCACGCAACUGCAUGUUGGGAGAUGAUCUGCGCGUACGUGUUGCUGACUUUGGCCUGUCCAAGCAGAUUUUCAGCAGUGAUUACUACAGACAGAGGGUCGUCAUCAGAAUGCCAAUAAAGUGGAUGGCCUUAGAGAGUCUUUCUGAGUCCAUCUACACCAGCAAAAGUGAUGUGUGGUCAUUUGGAGUGACCAUGUGGGAGAUUGUGUCCAGGGGAAGGACUCCUUACCCCGGUAUUCCCAAUCAUGAACUCCUAGACAUGCUGGAGGCUGGUCACCGACUCAAACAGGGCGAGUGUGAUGAUAAAUUAUAUGAGGCGAUGCUAAGCUGCUGGCACAGAGAGCCCUCAGAGCGGCCCUGUUUCACGGCACUGGCUCAGAGACUGAAAGCCCUUCUGUCUGAGCUUCCCCCACUGGAGGCCAGUAUGGAGGCCCACUACAUCAAUCAGGGCCUGGAGGCAGCCAGUGCGAACCAGAGCAGCACUGCUGACCCUGAACCUGAGGGGGCUGUGGGGAACCUGUACCUGCCCUCCCCGGUCAGCUGCGUCCCUCCUAAGCAGCAGGCAGAGAGGAAAGAGGAAGAAAAAGAAGAAGAAGGCGGAUAUAUGGUUUACAAUAAAAGUGGAUGACCGUAAACUGCGAAAAGAAGCAAAUACCAAAUGCACUGUUCUGUAUAUAAAGACAUAUAUGUAUCUGUGUGUAAAUAUUUUUUAUCUGUAUUUUAUUAUAUAUUUUUCUACAUUUUUCAACAAAACAAAAAUGUUUUUUUUUCUUACCAUUUUCUAAUAACCUUAAACUGCACAAACAGGAGAAGCCAUUCUUCACAAAUAAUAAUAAAAAAUAUAUAGAUCAGUAAAAUAUGAAUCA